CAGCCUUUCAAGAAAGCUGUAUGGUAUUAGGCCGAUCUAAGACGAUGCUAAAAUAAUUACCUGACCAAAAGCAAGAACGUUGGGGUUAGCAAGAAGCUUAAAAUUAUUAAGCUCUAUGAAUAUAGUACUAAGGGAACACUCCUAGUUCCUAUUCGAAAGAAUGGAAGAAGAAAUCACAAAAUUACAGUGAUUGACCCUUCUACCAAGAUUAAUAGUACCUUUGUUCCUAGUCAAGAAGUUCAUCAAAUGAGGAGGCGUGUGAAAGACCAAGAGACUAGUCCAAAGGCAAUGCUACCUAAUGUUUCAAACUUUCUAUUUCCAAAUGCUCCAAGUUCACAAGAACUGGAGGAAAUGUAUGGAAAGAAGAACCCGAAGCAACGAAGGAGCACUUACUUAGACUAUAGGAGAAGCUCUGAGCUGCCAGAUCAGAUUCCAACUUAUUUCAAGCAUGAUGGAAGGAGGGCAUCAAAGAAGUUUCGAGAGAUAGGAAGGAUUUAUAAGCUCAAACAUAUAAGCAAGAUAAGAAUAUAG
Molecule: messenger RNA, 531 nt
Organism: Moneuplotes crassus
Lineage: Eukaryota; Ciliophora; Spirotrichea; Euplotida; Euplotidae
Source: the annotation of a GenBank genome assembly